Messenger RNA from Corythoichthys intestinalis (scribbled pipefish), 1967 nucleotides. RefSeq lists its product as uncharacterized. The coding region runs from base 134 to 1129 and encodes 331 amino acids. NCBI's taxonomy places the organism in Eukaryota, Metazoa, Chordata, Actinopteri, Syngnathiformes, Syngnathidae. The record is from RefSeq and is a predicted model, not a curated record. The transcript is spliced from 9 exons.
UUCCUCGUCUGCCUCGUCUUCAACUGUUAGCUUUUUCUUUGAAGGCUUGGCUUGCAGUAAAGAGAUGGUCCAUGAAGGCUAGAUGCAAAUUUGAAACAGAAAAGGGAAGAAGAUUAGAAGUUUGUGCCUGUACAUGUGUAAAAACAUGACAAGGACAACCGCGACUAAACUUCUCUUACUAGUGAUCUUCAUCUUCAUCAUUUGCCUUCCAGAUUUUUUCAGUUUGUAUCGAGUGUCGAAAUUCAACUUCAUUUGCUUGCCUUGCAACCCACACAAGCGAAUGAAAAAUAGAGAGAAUGGCAGGAGUGCAGAUGCUGAGGUGAGAAGAAAGACGUCAUGUGACCCUCUUCACAUCCCAUGGCAAGAGGCGUGUGAUGAGAGUGAUGCUGACAGUAGCCAAACGCAAGAUGACACAGGGAGUGAGGACCCUCGCAGACUUUUUUAUAGAUGUGAAGCACAAGGGAGUGGGACGGAAUUACAUAGUAACAGCUCUGGUUCAGCAGCAAAGAUUCAUAUUGAGAUGUUAUUGAAGCUUCAACUCGGAGACGCUAACUUCCUGAACCUUACCUUAUAUGGCCACACUAAUAGCAGCUCCCUACAGCUUCACCCGCAUGAGGAGGAGACAGAUGAUGGGGGUCACGGUGUGGCAUCUUAUUGCUGUCACCAAGUCUCACUCACUUCAGAGAGAUCCAAUCACAUUGUGUGUCUGGUGAGACUGUCAAAUCACACCUUUUCUACUGCUGCAGUAAACAAGAAUCUUCGACAGACGCAAGAUGAGUGGAGUGGCAUGUUCAGGAUCCUCUGGCUGGUUCUCUUGUGUGUGGUGUUGCUGACUUUGACCUUGGCUUUAAUCAGACAAGUCAAGCGGAGUGGCCACUGCAAGAAAGGGCACCCUGUUGAUCAUGGUGUCAAUGGGCAGCAAUUAAAAGGGAGAAAUCUUCAUAGCUACGAGCCUCGCCUGACAUGGUCAGGACUGUCACCAAUUGAAGAGGUUGAAGUCAUUGAUGAUGCAGAAACUGUUCCAGAAGGACAUGUGGACUACUCCUAUGUUACUGCUAAUCUUCAUCACCGUCCAACUCUUACUUUACCCCAAAGAGGAGCUGAGCUAAUGGACAGAACACAACUUUAGUUCCACCAAGAAAAAUCAACAUGACGUCAUCAUCUGUCCUAAAGUCUUAUUUUUUCAAACAUUACAUCCACUAAUAUUUAUAAAUGACUAACUGCAAAUUUUGUCAUGUGGCUAAAAGAAAAUCAGUCCUGAUGGCUCUCUAAAUGUUGAAGGCACAGAAGAUGGUUAAAAGCAAUGAAAACAGGUUGAAUAAAUCUUAAGUUGAAUCAAAUUUGACAUCUCACCAUAGCUUUUAUUGCAUAUCGAUACGUUCCAUUUGCAUUCGAUCCUAGUGGAUACAAUGUUAAGAAAUACAUUUUCUUCAAGGUGAUAUCACUUUGGGUUAGAUGUCAAAUAAUAUAAAACUCAAAGAGCAAUAAUCAUGAAUACUGGCAUUUUUAAGAGUAAUUUUUUUCCUCUCGUGUCCAUCAAUGCAGUGGAGUGCAAAGAGUGCUAAGCGUAUUCUUAUAUUAAUGUAAACACAAACACAUUUUGGUUAUUCUGACAUUUUGGAGAUGAUUAUCUUUGUAUUCAGUUCAUGGCUGGACAUAUCCAAGUUAAAACAACAUUUGGGUCAGCGACAUACAGGCUGACUGUGGGAUAUUUAACAUGUCAACGUUAGCUUUGUAUUAUACACAUAAAUAAACAUCUUCUGACGGCGCAGACAGAAGCUCUUAGUGUCGGAUUUCUUUCACGCUUAUGUACAUACAAUAGUGUGUACCCAUGUGUUAUUGCUGCACGUGUGCUGGUUCUGCGGUUUUAGAGCGUUGGCUCUCGAUGUGGGAGAUCUGCAGGACGGGCAACAGAAGUUGAAAGGCGUUUUGAAUGUAGUUGGUGCUGUUGGAGCCCUGAGGACAAU